This is a messenger RNA of Psammomys obesus (fat sand rat), 1056 nucleotides long. RefSeq names its product keratocan (gene Kera). Gene Ontology annotation, molecular function: protein binding. Lineage: Eukaryota; Metazoa; Chordata; Mammalia; Rodentia; Muridae. The transcript has 2 exons. The coding region runs from base 1 to 1056 and encodes 351 amino acids. The record is from RefSeq and is a predicted model, not a curated record.
AUGGCAGCUUCAAUCUGUUUGAUGCUGUGGGUGUUACUCAUAGCAGACAGUGUGUGGAUGCAGAAUGUGAGACAGGCCUAUGAAGCCCCGGACCCGGAGGCCUGGGACGUGCACGAUGACUUCUACUGCCCCAAAGAAUGCUUCUGUCCACCCAGUUUUCCUACUGCCUUAUACUGCGAGAACAGAGGGCUCACAGAAAUCCCCAUCAUUCCUUCAAGGAUCUGGUACCUCUACCUGGAAAACAACCUGAUAGAGACCAUACCAGAGAAGGCAUUUGCCAAUGCGACCCAGCUGAGAUGGAUCAACUUAAACAAGAACAAAAUAACCAAUUAUGGGAUUGAGAAGGGGGCCUUAAGCCAGCUGAAGAAGCUUCUUUUCUUGUUUCUAGAAGACAAUGAGCUAGAGGAGGUACCUUCUCCACUGCCAAGAAGUUUGGAACAAUUACAACUAGCUAGAAACAAGGUAUCCAGAAUCCCUCAGGGGACCUUCAGCAAUCUGGAAAACCUGACCCUUCUUGAUCUGCAGCAUAACAAAUUGUUAGAUAAUGCCUUCCAAAGAGAUACCUUCAAGGGUCUUAAGAACCUCAUGCAGCUAAAUAUGGCCAAGAAUUCCCUAAGGAACAUGCCCCCAAGGUUACCAGCCAACACCAUGCAACUGUUUCUGGACAACAACUCCAUUGAAGGAAUACCUGAAAAUUAUUUCAAUGUGAUUCCUAAAGUGGCUUUCCUGAGACUCAACCACAACAAGCUAUCAGAUGCAGGCCUCCCAUCAAGGGGUUUUGAUGUGUCCUCGAUUCUAGACCUUCAGCUGUCUCACAAUCAGCUCACAAACUUCCCCCGAAUCAAUGCUAACCUGCAACACCUUCACCUCGAUCACAACAAAAUUAAAAAUGUGAACAUCUCUGUAAUAUGUCCCACCACACUGCGUGCAGAACAGGAUGCCUUCAUUCACGGACCUCAACUGAGCUACUUGCGUCUGGAUGGAAAUGAAAUCAAGCCACCAAUCCCAAUAGAUUUGGUGGCAUGCUUCAAGCUUCUUCAGGCUUUCAUCAUAUAA